GCUUGGCGUUGGAGGAGCGUUGUCCACGAUAUGAUGUAGAAUUUUUGGUGACGGAAAAAAGAUGUUGGCCGCAGUGGGUUUCGAACCUGUGGUCCUCAGGUGUAUGAGUCUCGAGCGCUACCACUGCGCUGUGCGGGCCACGGUACUUUUUCGUGUAUGUUUCUAGGUAUUAGUUAUGUGAGCGGGGGACCGCCACAUAUUGUUUCACAAAUUUUUGAGAAUUUCUUGUGGAAACUUAUACACGAAUUAAGAGACAAAACCUCAUGCUUAAGUGGAUUAAAGAGUUAAAAGCAAUUUAAUAGAAAGAAAAACGAGAUAAGGGAAGAUAGAGGAUCUGUGCUGUAGCUUAAGAGAGGUUGAAAGCACUUUCGUAAUUGGUGUUCUUGCCCGAGAACUCCAAUUAAAAAAAAAAGGGAGGGAGGGCACUAUAGACUUCCUACCCAGCAUAAAAAAAAUAAAUAAGUCACAUAUUUGAAAUAUGAAGGCUGAAGAUACUAUAUAACAAUGUAAGAAAAGAAUCUUGGAAUUUUUUAUUGUGCAAAGUGUUCAAAAAAUAACUAUUUAUUGUUUAGAUAUAUUGCUUCUAAUCUUAUCAAUAAAAUAUGGCUUAUCCAUCAUGCAAUUUAGUGGAGUCAAUCAUCGACGAGGUUGCUUUGGAAGGAUUGGAUGGCAUCACUUUACAAGGUUAUUAUUUAAUUCAUUGUUAUCCAAACGUUCCGCCAGAUAUUUAUCCUCAUUGUCCUAUUCAAGAUCUUAAGACAGGUGUGAGGGGAUCUUGUUCUACAUAUUACACAAGAAAGGAUAUCAAAGAUGAUACAAAGGAUGCAAGUUUGGACGAAGUAACGGAAAAGUAUGGUCUAAGUCUGGUUAUUGUAGCCUCUCAGCCAGUCAGAACACAAGCUUUAAUGAGUGCCAAUGUCAGUCCAACAUUGGAACUGACAAUUAUGCAUUAUUGCUUCUUGGAGAGAGUAGGCAGAGCUCGCUAUCAUGGCGAAGUUACUCAAGGCAAACUCAGCUUGGCUGCGCUCAAAGAGGAUCCAAAGACUUUGUUUUAUCAUCGAAAAUUUUUGCUCCAGCAUAAGUUAAUUACAAAACAGGUCCACCAUCAGAAGAGUGCCGGCCAUUGCGGCAGUGGCAGUCUCUUGCAUCUGACGCGUUUCUACGUAGAACGAAAACCAAAGAUGCUGUACCUGGCGGAACAGGUAAUCGAUAUUUUGCGAUCCAAGGAAAACGGCGUAGCUGAAUAUGAUGAAAUCAAGAAAAAGCUUGGAAUCGAGAAUUCUAUCAAAAAAUUAUUUAAAACUUCCUUCUUUCAAAAAAUCGUGAAGACGGAUAUCUGCGUGCCAUAUAGAACUUUGUAUCCUAACGCAGAACCAAACGAGUGGCGACAAAAACAGGAUCCAUCGAAGGAGAAAAAAAUUAGGGUUGUACAGGUGUUGUAUCCGGAUGUCGAUAUUGCUGAUAUAUGGAAUAAAGAUGAGAAGGAAGACGAUGAAUAUAUCGAUGAAAUAGAUACUUCUAAUCAUAAAUUGAACGUUCCUUAUUUGAAGCAAGCAAACAAUAUUGUUGAAGCUAAUCAAGUAGAAGGUGUAUCUCAAGCUAAAUUGGGAAAGGAUAUGGGUUUGACCAAACUACAAGCUAGAUCAUUUCUGAGGAAUUUGGUAAAGGCGCGUAUUACUGCAACAUACAUGAAUGACAUGGGUCGGCAGAGAAUCACAAAAUAUGUAUCGAAGAAAUUCGAAAAAAAUAGUAAGAUGAGUAAGCAAUUUAAUAAAGAAAUGCAUCGAAUUAAAGAGCUUACUAAAACAAUAACCAAUAAAAACGAAGAAAAUCUGAAGAACGAAACGAUUUCACAAGCAGAAAAUCAGAAACAUUCUAUGGAACACGAAAACGAUCAGAUAAAUAAAAAAUCUUGUUCGGAUCAUUACGUUGAUAAAACUGAUAUUGAUGCACUGGUUAUCGAUGAAAAUAAAGAUGAAGAAAAAGAUAAAUUUAUAGACGCAAAUUGUGCUAGAAAGAAAACAGAAUUGAAGAAUUUGUUUUACAUUGUCAACAGAAUUUUGCAUAAGUAUCAAUUAUUAAAAUUUCGAUCUAAAUACAAGUGCACUACAUCGCGGUUUUCAUUAACUAAGAUAAAGAAUUCUGAUACUAACGUAAAAGAGCAACAUGUGAAACCUAACGAUUCAUUAACAUCUAUGGAACAAAUUGCUAAUGAUGCCAAAGCCACAUCAUUUUAUAAUAAUAUAAAAACAAAUUUGAUAAUGCAAAAGCCUGUUUGUACUGGAAAAGUUAGCGAAGUCUUUGGUUUUAUGGAAGUUUUUCAAAACAAGAAGAGAAAUAACUCGUCUAAUAUUACAUAUAGAUUGCUGAGACGUGCCAACAUGAUAAUCGAGGCAGUGAAAGAACACCAAGUGAUCGACGAUACAGCGAAACUCAUGAAGAUGAUCUGCGAAGAGGAAGACAAAGAGGGUUACGAUGUAAAAAUCGACAAAAAAUCUCUCAUCAGACUGCUGCAAAAACUCGCCAAGGAUAAUCUGGUGAAGAAUAUUAAGUUGACUUUAAGCGCAAACGGUCGCGAAAAAAACUUGACUUUUAUUUGCGAUCCUAACAUUGAUACCGAUCAUACCGUGAUUAAGUCAGCCGUCGAGCAGGCGAAAGUCAAAUUUUGUUUGUUAGCGUCUCAGAGGGGGAAAAUGCUUAUGAAGAAAAUGACGGAUAAGCAAGACAAGCUGUUGGAUUCUAAGGAACAAUUGCAAGAGCUAAACAAGACGGCAGCUACAUUACCCUCCGGAAACUGCAAGUACGAUCCCAAAGCUGGCAAAUAUUAUGGUCUCUGUCCGAAAUUUAUUAGAAUGCGAACGAUGCACAUUCUGCUUUUCUAUUUGGUCUACGAUCAUCCUGGCAAUCCAAGUGAAUCUCAGGAAAAGCAAAUAGAGAUUCUCAGGUCUAAUGGUUACGAAAUUGAUGACGAUCUCAUUCAGGAAUUUAGCACUAUUUAUUGUACUGAAAUAAAUUGGAAGAUGUUCGUUCCACCCUUGCCCAAACAUAACGGAUGGCCUGAGGGUUGGGCAUUGAUGUGUGACGUUCUUUUAGGGAUGCCCCUGUCAAUUUUUGCCAAAGUACAUAACAUCAAUUUUAUGAUUCCGGACUUGGAGCACUAUUUAAAUCAUCCAAUCAGAAAACAUUACCUCGUGAAGAAUCUUCCAGUUGCUAUACGCAAUACUCUUUUGCAUGCGAGGAAAUAUAUAUUCAAUAUCCACGAUACAAUAACUAGAUUGGGCUACAUUGGUCUAGUGCAGUUUGGUCCGCAGCGGCUAAAAGACAAAGAUCAAGUAUUUAUCUACAUGAACCGGCGCACAGAAUUGAUGGACACAACCUCUUCAGCGGCAGGCUAUCACAAAAUCGAGGAUAAAACAUAUCCGGUGACUAAAUAUUUCUUCGAUCGCACACAGGUCGUUGAAACAUACUGGUGUGAUAUGUGGUCUAUUUGUGUUAAUACACAUCUUGGUGGCAGAUUGGUUGUACAUGGCAAGGAUAUUUUACUUGAAGAUUUGAGUAAAAAAACUGCUAUGAUAGAGGCGAUUGCAGCACACACGCCUAAAGAAGCUGCGGAAAGAGAUACCGGUGCGGUUCCCGGAGAUCGUAAAGGAGCGGCUGGUAUCGAUUCUGCUUUCUUUGCACAUUUGAAACGUAAUUGGAACUGGUCGAACAACUAUUAUGUACAUCAGGCCAGGAAUCAGAGAAAAUCCAGUACAGGUCAGCGAGAUCUACAUCUAUCGAAAAUUCAAGUAAAACCAGUCAAAUUUACAGAAUAUGAUGGUCUGAAGAAGGUCUCGGGACCAUUGCCGCCGCCUGUUGUCAACGCAUCUGAAUUGCGGAAGAAAAUGCGCGAUCAACUCAACAUUACUGGACGAAAAAACGAGGCCUUACCGUCGCAUCAAUCUAGCAAACAGAAAUCUUUCGUACGACGCGUAAUGCCACGGAAGCAAAGCGUACGGAAACUCAAAUAUGACGAGGACGACUAUCGUGCGAUGCAGCGAAUGAACAAAUUGCGAGUGGAGUGGGAACCACAUGAAGACAACAUUUUAUUAGUGUGUAAGGUAGCGACGACCUAUCUGUCACCGAAUCCACGCAAGCAGAUCGUCGGCUUUACAGCAGUGCGGGAUGUAUUGCGUAUGUUUUCCUGUAAUUCGCAAAAUAAGACAUCGCGCGCUUGUCAGCGUCGUUUAAUGUACAUGCUGCGACAGUCACGCACGAUGAACAGCGUCGCGCUGGGCGUCGAGGAGAUCAAGCAGGACCCAUACAUCGACAGACGAUACGGCGACGUGACGAGGAGGCUGAAGAGCGAGUGUGCAAGCUCAGCGGAAUAUGAGAAGCGAGCGACGGAGAUUUUCAAGGAACUCGUUGACUAUAUUAUUAAGAAAUAUUAUGAUAUCGCCGAAAUCAAGCCACAAAAACAUAUGAUGAUGCCAAAAACCGUUCAGGCAUUUAAUCUCCUCUUCGAAGUAGUCUAUCCGACGAAGCCACAUCAUAAUCAAGGUUUCACGAAGGAUGUACAAAGUCUGAAUGACAUUCAUUCAGCAACUCUCAAUUCUGUUAUUCAUAGUUCUAUGUGUUGUGGAAAGGAUAGGCGUUCUUGGGCUUAUCAGCUUUUCAUGGUCUACCAGAAUUAUUCAGAAACUCUUCUAAAACAAGCAAUGAAUAAGAUCAGAUCGGACCAGAUGGUGACUAUAAAAAAGCCCCACUUAGCAGCUAUUAAAAAACAUGGCAAUUACAUGCCAAUGAGUAGCUCGCAGUAUCAAUUAAGUAUCAACUAUAUGUAUAAGUUCCAGACCAAAUGGAAUUACGAAGUCUUUAAAGAAUCUUACGAUGCUUUUAUGAAAUUAUUGGAAUGGUAUUCUGAGCAUAAAAAUAUCGAUGUCUCCCAGGAACAAGAACCAAUAUUUAAUGGUAUUGAAAUCCCAGUUUCCAGCGGUAUUGUUACUGUAAUGCAUGAUCUUUUAGCACGCGGUCAAAUUGAUUUUGAUAUUGAGAUGCCGGAUCAAAUCAUUAUGUUAGAUGCGAGACAUCAAGGCAAAGAUGAGACUUAUUUUAGGAUUGCUCAAAGAUAUCAAGAUAUUUUGACAAGACUUUAUCGCUUUAAGUAUGGGAACAUUAAUGCUCACAAUGCCGGAAUUUCUGAACUUGAAACGGAAACUUUGUAUGAAAUACAGGAAGAUUCUUUGAAAAGGAAGAAAUCUGUUGAAAAUGACGAUCCUGAAGAAUCGAUGUCAAAGAUUUUUAAGACCGAGGAACAUGAAGAAAUUCAAAAAGAAAUAUCUCGGCAAAAUAAAGCUACAGCGGAGAUUCGACCAUUCGACGAAAGUGUUAAACCUGAUGAGAUGAAUUUGAAGGAUCAUUCCUCCGAGCAGAGUGGGAAGAAAGUUCGUACAAAUCGUUUAUCAAGAAAAAGAUCUGCCAACUUUGAAGAGGAUUCUACGGAUUGCGAAGAAGAAUGCUUGAAAAGAGCAAGAUUAAACUCUGAAGAUUCGAUGGAUCUCGAGGAUAUUGAUGAGAAUGAAGAAUUAAAGAUUUUUGAAGAGGACGAAGAUGAAAACAUUGAUAAAACACUUACGGAUUCCUCCAAAUCUCUCGAAACAAUAAAUGAAUUAAAAGAACAGGUGGAGGAAGAAGCUUCUUCGAUGAAACCGGACAGUUUUACCGAUAUGACUUCGGUUCCUCGACGUGUCAGUGAGAUUAUUAAAAAUAUGUUACCUGAGACGAGCUAUUUUAAUUCUUACAAGCUCAAGAAUACAAACGAUGUUCAGACGAAGUCCACUAGAAUAGACAUGUUGAGGAUGAGGAAAGAGCUAAAGGAUCUCACGAUAGCCGACAACUAUCAACACGCACACGAAUACUUCGUUGUUAAUAAUUUUAAGAUGUUCUAUAACUUAGACAUGACAUCUCUGUCGGCGGCAUCGAUAAGCGAUAUUGAGAAUUUUAAAGGUCAUUUGGUGCCCAAGGAAUUAAUACCCCUAAAACUCGAGGUUGUAAAUGAUUUUCUUGAUGAGAUAAAUCGGACUGCAAUUAUUCCAAAGAACGGUAUCUCUUACGCAAAGUAUAAAAAUGAGGCUGUGAUGAAAAAGGAAACAAUCGACUGGAAACAUGUCGACGCGGUGUAUGAAUUUGUCCAAGAGAAGAAAGAAAUAGGCGCCUGCCCACAAGAAUUGCUAGAUAGAUUCUUCGAGGAGCAAGGAGUGGAUUUGUACAAGAUCGUUUCGUUUUUAAUAGAUAAUCAUAUAUUUGUACGCUCCGGCGUUAUCAAACCGCGCUUUAUUCAUCAUCGUUUCGCCGAUUCCUGGCUAAUUCAUUCCUACAAAAUAUAUCGUCUUGAACAAGAAGCUGCAGUGCCGUUCAGGGACAGUAUAUACGCCACAAUGCAAAGACAAACUGAAACGAACGUUGAUACGGAAGAAAAUACAAAUGUCCAUACCAAAGAAGAUGAGAAUAAAAACCAUGAAGCAGAUAAUGCAAUACCAUCAACGUCAUCAGGAACGCAAGGAGAUAAGAAAGAGAAGAAAGAUGAAAAAGUGGACAAUGAUUUAAAUAACGACGAAGAUGAGAAAAAGGAAGAUAAUGAAAUCAAUGAGGAAAAUGAUACACGUACAAGAAGAAGAAAGCAGAAAACAUGUUUACUUCCACAAAAAGAUGUGUACAAAUCCGCACAGCAAUUGGAUUUUACAACGGCCGAAGAAGUAAAAGUCGCCAUAAAGCCAUGGAUACGUAUAGACGGUGUGCUGAAUCGCAAAGUCUUAGAUCGAAUGUUAGGUGCGGUUUUGAGUUACUGUUUGCUUCAUCCUGGGCUCACGAUGGCAAAGGCGCAAAGUAAAUUUGUGCCUGCCUUACAACCAUUCCAUACACGUGAAUUGCUCGAGAUGCUGAUUAAAUUGGGAUGUUUAGAGAGUAAGCUCUUGAAGAAAACGCGUGUUACUUUGUUUUCUCCACCGCCUGCGAUGAACAUCAGCGAUCUAAAUACGGAUGCCGUUGUUUGGACUGCCGAAGAUGAAAUAGUACUUGAGCCUACUACAGAUGCUACAUUAAAGUUUAGUAUAUUUUUAAGUACGAGAACGUACAAGACAGAUUUUAUGCCAUAAUUGUGUUACUUUGUUAUAUGUACAUAUAAUAGCAUAGAUAAAAAUUUACUAGUCA
This is a messenger RNA of Pogonomyrmex barbatus (red harvester ant), 7188 nucleotides long. RefSeq names its product general transcription factor 3C polypeptide 1. Gene Ontology annotation, biological process: 5S class rRNA transcription by RNA polymerase III; transcription initiation at RNA polymerase III promoter. Gene Ontology annotation, molecular function: DNA binding. Gene Ontology annotation, cellular component: transcription factor TFIIIC complex. Lineage: Eukaryota; Metazoa; Arthropoda; Insecta; Hymenoptera; Formicidae. The record is from RefSeq and is a predicted model, not a curated record.